AUGGGAAUUCUCCCCUUCGCUCAUCUUCUCCUUAUCUUGAGCUUCUUCUUCUUCCUCCUACUAUUGCUUUUGCCUCAGAUCCAAGCAGCUCAAGAAAGCCAUAUUUGCCAACAUGAACAGAAAUCUGCUCUCUUGCAAUUCCAACAAGAGUUCAUCACAGACAACAUUUCCUUCAGUUCAUGGGAACCAGAAACAGAUUGUUGCUCAUGGGAUGGCGUCACUUGCAACGUCACCAUUGGUUAUGUGAUUGGUCUCGACUUGAGCUCUGAUCCCUACUUGUUCAGUUACAAGCUUUCAGGACCUAUCUAUUCCAACAGCAGCCUCUUUGGCCUCCAUCAUCUCCAAAGGCUCAACCUUGCUUACAAGGACUUCAAGUUGGCUCCUAUCCCAUCUGAGUUUGAUCGUCUUCCAAGCUUGACACAUCUCGACCUCUCCCAUUCCAAUUUCUACGGCCAGAUACCCUGGGAAUUCUCACGCCUAACAAGGUUGGUUUCUCUUGAUCUCUCCUACUUCUCUGAUUAUGCAAAACUGGAAAGACCAAACCUUAAGGAGUUGAUCCAGAAUCUGACAUCUCUUGUGGAACUAUACCUUGAUGGUGUAGACCUCUCUAGUCCUAGUCCUACACAGGGAAGCAGCGAUCAUUGGUCUCAGGUCUUGCCGCAGUCUCUUCCCAACCUCCGUGCAUUGAGUUUGAUUAACUGUGGUCUUUCAAGUCCCAUUCACCCUUCUUUCUCGCAGCUUGUCUUCCUCGAGGAGCUCCGAUUUGAUGAAAACUAUAAUCUUUCUCUUGAAGUACCCAACUUCUUACCCGCCAAUUUCUCUCAUUUGAAGACUCUUAGUCUAAGAGAUUGUGGAUUGUAUGGAGAGUUCCCCAACAGUCUUUUUCGGCUACCCAAUCUUGAGAUCCUUGAUGUGUCAAUCAAUCUUCUCCUAAAUGGUCAAUUGCCAGAUUUUCCACUUAACAAUGCCUUUCAGUACAUAUCGCUCUAUCGGACAAACUUUUCAGGAGCGAUUCCAGAUUCUAUUCGAAAUCUUAGGUUUUUGAAAACAUUACGACUUGGUGAUUUACAACUUGGUGGUUGUCAUUUCUCCAGAUUGGUUUCACCUUUUUUAACCAAUCUCACCCAACUAACUGAGCUAGACCUUUCCCACAAUAGUUUUACCGGUUCAGUCCCUGUGUUUAAUAAAGACAACGUUCCAAAUCUUACAAAAUUGUUUUUGUCUAACAAUCUUCUUGACGGGACAAUCCAUUCUUCUCUAUUUACACUCCCAUCAUUGUACGAAUUAGAUCUAUCCAAUAAUCAGCUUACUGGUCGACUUGAUCAGUUGUUUCAUAAUUCAUCUCUUUCAUCAUCAUCAUUGGAAUUCAUGGAUUUGAGUGGAAACAAAUUGAAUGGACAAAUACCAAAAUCAAUUUCUCAAUUCUCAAGUCUUCAGUCCCUCUAUCUGAGCUCCAACGAUUUUAGUGGCACUGUAAAGCUGGAGGACAUGUUUGGGAACCUUGAGGACCUUUUUUUUCUUGACCUGUCAAACAACAACCUAUUGUCACUUGAAUUUGGCAACACUAGUUCUUCUUUUCGUCCUCAGCUUUACGAAUUGCGGUUGGGAUCUUGCCACAUCAAAGAAUUCCCCAACUUUUUGAGAACUCAAGAGCAUUUGUGGGAAUUAGACCUUUCAAACAACCAAAUCCAAGGACAUGUACCAAGUUGGAUAUGGAAGGAAGGUUUAUUUUAUUUGAAUCUUUCAUACAACUCUCUAAAUACUUUGGAGCGACCACUACUCCUAAAUUUUGACUCAAGUAGCUUAAGUACUCUAGAUCUCCGCAACAACAAGCUAAAAGGGUCUCUUCAAAUUCCCGCAUCAUCUGUCACAUUCUUUUGA
Messenger RNA from Macadamia integrifolia, 1881 nucleotides. Its product is annotated as receptor-like protein 7. NCBI's taxonomy places the organism in Eukaryota, Viridiplantae, Streptophyta, Magnoliopsida, Proteales, Proteaceae. Bases 1 to 1881 code for a protein of 626 amino acids. The record is from RefSeq and is a predicted model, not a curated record. The transcript has a single exon. Gene Ontology annotation, molecular function: protein binding.